Lineus longissimus is the source of this 8425-nucleotide messenger RNA. RefSeq names its product ATPase family AAA domain-containing protein 2-like. Gene Ontology annotation, biological process: positive regulation of transcription by RNA polymerase II. The record is from RefSeq and is a predicted model, not a curated record. Gene Ontology annotation, cellular component: nucleus. Lineage: Eukaryota; Metazoa; Nemertea; Pilidiophora; Heteronemertea; Lineidae. Bases 39 to 4766 code for a protein of 1575 amino acids. Gene Ontology annotation, molecular function: chromatin binding; histone binding; ATP binding. The transcript is spliced from 23 exons.
UGAAAACUUGAUAUUCUGAUGGAAAUUUUGGGAAGAAAAUGGUGAAAACAAGACACAGAGGGGACGACGAUGACGAUGAAGUCGUCGAAUUUAUGUCCCUUCCUGCCGAAAGAUCAAGUAGGCGUAAUUCUAGGAUCUCUAAGGUCCAGGAACUGGAUCUAGAUGAUGCACGAGAUGAAACUGACGGUAGCGAUGACCCAGAUUAUUCCCAGAGGGCUGCACUUUCUACGAGAGGAAAGAAGAUUACCAGAAGUGGCAGAGUUGUGGCGAGACCUGGCAGGCUCAGUCCUGAAUUGGUCCCAAAUAAACGCAGCCCAAUUAAAAUGGCAGGGAAGAAAAGUUACCCAGGCCGAAGGAAGGGUAGAGCUGAAUAUUCUGAUUCAGAUGAUGAAUCAGAACAAAGAGUUAAUAACAUUAGCUCCAAGUUGGUAAAUGGCAGCCUCGACGAUGAUGAACCCACUGUGCGCCGCAGUACUCGCCACCGUCGCCUUCUCUACGACACCUUCAACACAAACCUCAUCGACCGAAUCCAGUCUGCAAGUUAUGAAAAUAACUCAUUUGAACGCAGUGCAGAUCGAGACAAACCCAGUCGCGGUGUAAGAAAUACAGUUAUAAUAACGCGCAGGCGGAGGAGAAAUCAGGAAGUGGAUUUGAAUGAUCUACCUCCAGAUGAGGUUGAAAUGGAUAUGUAUUCCAAGGUGAAGCGUACACGCUCGAGGGUAAAGAGGGACAUGUAUGGUAUCCCAAUCACUGAGGAAGGCAAGUCUGAUGAUGAGGAAGAGAGUAGUGAUAGAACUGAGGGUUCCGGUUCAGAUGAGGUAGGUGAUGAAGAAACUGCGGAAGGAAAUGAAAAUCAAGGAGAUGCUGAAAAUAAUGAAGAGGAAGAGGAGGAGGAGGAGGAGGAAGAGGAAGAGCCUCCACAACGUAAACAGUAUUAUCUCAGAGAAAAUAAACCCAGGACCCAGAUCUUUGAUGCUGGACCAGAUAUCCGAUACAGUCGCCCCAAGAAGUUCACCGAUAUCCUUGGGGCUCAUUCCCCAGUUCGUCGAAAACAUCUCAUCCGUAACGUGCACAAAUCUCCAGCCAGAAGAAGCCCAGCUUUCAAAUUUAGGCGUCGGGCAGCAUUCCAUGGGAGCAGCUCAACCUCCAGCAGCAGUAGCAGUAGCAGCAGUGAUGAUGAGGAGAGAUUCCAGAGGAGGAAGGCCAAGAGUAUGGCCAAGUCUAGAACCAGAUGUUUGCCAAUGAACUUGGAUCGGGACGACGUUGCCGCUGGAGUACUACGAGACCGUGCAAGGAUUGGGUCAAGUCUGGCGGAUGUUGACCCAAUGAGUGUUGAUAGGAGUAUCACCUUUGAAAGCGUUGGCGGCCUCGGAAAACAUGUCAGAGCUUUGAAAGAAAUGAUUGUGUUUCCUCUGAUGUAUCCUGAGGUAUUUGAACGCUUCAAAAUCCAGCCGCCACGAGGAGUUCUUUUCUAUGGACCACCAGGUACUGGUAAAACAUUAGUGGCACGGGCUCUUGCCAAUGAGUGCAGUCAGGGAGAUAGAAAGGUGGCUUUCUUCAUGCGGAAAGGUGCUGAUUGUCUCAGCAAAUGGGUGGGGGAAUCUGAGAGGCAGCUCCGUCUUCUCUUCGACCAGGCGUAUCAAAUGCGCCCAGCAAUAAUCUUCUUUGACGAAAUUGAUGGCUUGGCACCGGUACGCUCUAGUCGUCAGGACCAGAUCCACAGCUCCAUCGUUUCCACCCUCCUGGCGCUGAUGGAUGGCUUAGACAGCCGUGGGGAGAUUGUUGUUAUCGGAGCAACGAAUAGAAUAGAUUCAAUAGAUCCAGCUCUUAGGAGACCCGGAAGGUUUGACAGGGAAUUCCUCUUCCCCUUGCCGUCAUUAGACGCAAGAAAACAGAUCCUAAAGAUCCACACCAAAGAAUGGAAUCCAAAGCUAGCAGACGCAUUCAUUGGCGAAUUGGCUGAGAAGUGUGUAGGCUAUUGUGGAGCAGACGUGCGAGCUCUCUGCACUGAGGCAGCACUCUUUGCACUCAGGAGACGGUACCCUCAGAUUUACACCACAAAUGACAAACUCCAGCUUGAUGUCACAUCCAUCAAUAUCAACGCGCGUGACUUCCACUAUGGCAUGCAGAACAUUGUUCCAACUGCACAAAGAUCUGUCGUCUCCCCUGGGCGAGCUCUAUCGUCAGUCAUUGAGCCGCUUUUGAAAGACAUGUUCGGUAUUGCGUUGGAUGCUCUUGGGAGGAUAUUUCCAGCUGUUUUGAUGCAGCUGAAAAGUCUUGAUAUGGGUGGUAAUAACAGUGAUGACGAUGUAGAACUCUACAGUGAUGAUGACGAAGAUCAGGCAUCCAUCUAUGAUAACCCGCUCCGCGGCAGAUACCGCAAUAGACCCAACAAAAGUAAUUCUCAGGGACCAUUCUUAAAUUUCCAGAGUGCUAGUUACCAUCGUCCAGCCACCCAUCGACCCCGGUUGUUGUUGUCAGGUCAGCCAGGCCAAGGCCAAAGUUCGCAUCUUGCCCCAGCAAUAAUACAUCAUCUUGAACAGCUACCUGUUCAUGUCUUAGAUCUUCCAUCUCUCUAUGCAGUCAGUGCCAAAACACCAGAGGAGUCAUGUGCUCAGAUAUUUCGUGAAGCAAGAAGAACGAGUCCUAGUAUUAUCUAUCUGCCGCACAUCAGUCAUUGGUGGGAUGUUAGCACGGACACUCUCAGGGCAACGUUCCUGACUUUACUGCAUGACAUGGAACCAACCACACCUGUGUUGCUGUUGGCGACCAGUGAUGAGGCGUACAGUGAUCUUUCAGAACAGAUCCAUGUUCUGUUUGAUGAUUUCUCAGGGAAUGUUAUUCACAUGAAGAAUCCAAACACUCAAGCAAGGAGGGACUUCUUCGAGGAUCUCUUCUUGAACCAGGCAACGAAACAACCAAGUCAGAAAAGAAAAGCAGCCACCAGGGCUCUCGAGGUCUUGCCUAAGGCGCCACCACCUGAACCAAGGCAGUUGACGGUGGAAGAAGCCAAGCGUUUACAUGAACAAGAGGAGGUGACAUUACGAGAGUUACGCCUUUUCCUCAGGGACGUUAUCAAUAGACUCGCUAGAGAUAGAAAGUUCGCCAUCUUCACCAAACCCGUUGAUGUGGAAGAGGUUGAAGAUUACUACGAAGUGAUAAAAAAUCCCAUGGAUCUCGCAACAGCAAUGGCAAAGAUUGAUCUCCACAAGUACGAGACUGCUGACGAAUUCCUGACAGACAUCAACCUGAUCUGUAGCAAUGCCUUGGAGUACAAUCCUGAUUUUAACCCAACAGAUCGUGCAAUAAGGCAUCGUGCAUGCGCACUGAGAGACUUGGCACAUUCCAUUGUGAAAGGUGAACUUGACCCUGAGUUCGGCAAACUCUGUGAGGAUAUUGUGGCAUCUCGUAGAAGAAGAGGAAUCAGUCCUACCAAGAUGGCACCCAAGUAUUAUCACGUGAAGCCACUGAAUCCAAAUUCGGUGCAAAGCCUUCAUUUCUCGUCAACUCCUGCAUUACCAGAGUCGUACCCAAGCAGAUUUAGUCGGCGGGCAAGAGGGAUGGACACAGAGACACCUCACGAAGUACUAAGUGACCGGCGUGUGCCGAAAGAAAGAAAUGCUAUCCAGACACCGAAUACAUGUAGAACUCAGUCGCCGAAGAGGAAGAAGCAGAAGAUAGGCCACAGAUUGCACUCAAAACGCAUCGUUAGAGUGACAAGAGAUCAAUAUAAAGAACUUAUGAAAAAGAGACAAAAGAAAUCGCCAUGGUGUAAGCCGACAAAAAACCGUCAGCGCUUCGCACCAAUUUAUGAGAUAAUAGAGGAUGAGGAAGAUGACGAUGAAAAGUCAAAAUCAGGAGAAGAGGAUGAGGAGGAUGAGGAAGAUGCCAACAAGGCUGAUUCAGAUGCUGCGGAUGACAAAAUGGAGGAAGAAAAAACUAUGAAUUCAGCACUCCGGAGUCCCGGCAGUAGUAAACCCAAUUCACCUCUUGGCCUGGGUUCUAGAUUGUCGUUUCAGUCGAACAGUCCGCGUUGCACUCGACCCCAUAGUCCUGCUAGUGCGCGGUCAUCUAGUCCGGGUCGUGCGGCCGCUACUCGAGAAAGGGUGAACUCUGGUAUGGACUUUGAACUCAUAUCUGAACACAGUUAUAGUAAAAGUCCCGACCGGAGUCCGAGGUUAGAAAAUAGUCCUCGAAGUGUUACAGAACCAUUGACUAUUGAUACUGGGAACAAGAAUAUACCUCUUCUGAUGAAUGAGGACUCAAAUAAAGAGAAUGAUCCACUUGCAACGUCGUUGUCACCAAAGCUGAGCGAGGCUGGGGAUUCCAGAGUUGCAGCAUCUAGGAAGCGGAAACGUUCCAACUCACAUACCUCCCAGCCAGAGAUAGACACAGAACAAACCAUUCCAAGUGUUGAUGUAGCUGUUCCUGCUCCAGGUCAGGAGAAAAGUUCAGAUACAAGCGACACAGAAAUCACAGCCAGCCCUGCGAUGAGGAUGACCCGAUCAAAACAGCAUAAUAAACAGAUUUCCAAAGCCGUAGACAUUCUGGAUGAGCCGACACCGCCUCUCAUCGUGGAUAGAGAUGCUCUAGUCACGCUACUUGACAGCACUGUUGAACUAACCAAAGACUACAUGGUGGAACAGUUGGAGAAGGCCCAUUGCCUGUUGGCUCAAUGUGUGUUUAACCAUCGCCAGAGCUACGAUAAAACAGAAUUAGUGGAGGAAAUGAGGACAACACUGCUGAAGUUCACAGAACGCCGCUGAUGUAUCGCAGCCCGGUUACCAUCUUCAGGGACAAACAACAUUCAGGGACAGAUAUACACCAAGGCUGGUGAGGCCUAUAAGUCUGAACUCCUUGGAAUUACUCGCUGCCAAUACCAUCCUAUCCUGCUAGUAUCAACUCAUAUCAACAGACGUUACACACUUUAUUGUACUAAAUAUUCUUGUUAACAUUUGAACUGUUUCAUGCUGUGAUGCUCAUAGCAAUAUACUGGUGACCAAAAUGUCAGGAAAAUGGUGCUUUUGAGGUUGUAGAUCAAGUUAAGAAUACUUUGAAUCACACUAUAUAAACACCUUGAUGGUGUGUGUGAUAAAUUAUCACACAACUUUUGCACAGAGCGACCAGAACAAACCCUGCCUUUCGAAAUCUAGCAUGGAGGAUCUGACUGUGCGAGUUUUCCAAGGAUUUCUCAGGGAUAAGGAUAUUUCUACUAUAUUUCACAAUAAAACCUUCUUUUUGAGAUGUUGACUGCAUGCCGAAAUGUGUAUAUAUUUUGUAAGUUUUGACCAUUGUUACUUUCUGCUUCCUUGUUGAUGCUCUCACGGCAGUGCUAAACUUAAUCUUGAUCAAUGUUACGGUAUUAAAGCAAAUAACUGUGUGAGGCCCUCCGACAGAAAUAUAAGUUACUGUGUCAGCCAUUUAUAAGAUGUUGAGAAGUGUAACCCCAUUUCACGCGGUGAAAUAAUGAACACGAUACGACUAAGAUCUGAUCCGCUUAAACUGUUGAUAUUGGUGAAAAAAGUAUGUAUGUAGUGUAAAAAACAUAUCGGAAAUGGCUGUAGUGACGUGCGCAUCUUUUAUCAUGCUUGUCUUAUGAACAGGUGUUUUCUGCUAAAGGUAAGUGCUCUAUUGUGUCUAGGAAACGUCGAGGCUUGUUGAUUGAGAAGUGGGCUGAACUUAAGUUCAGUGUUUUGCUGAGCGGGAUAUAUAAUAAGUGAAUUCGUUUCAAUAAAGUUCAUACACUGCCAAAUACAAAUGUAUAUUCUUAGUCAUAACUAGCUGUUCUGAUUCGUUCUUAGUAAGCCUCCUGGAUGUGAGGGAUAGAAAACCAGAUUUGGCUUUGAUUAGAAGAUCUUACAUAUAAAUUUGUGUUUAGCUAGGAACUUAAAUGUCUCUCUUGUCCACCGUACAAAGUCCAUCAAGUAUUUUGAGUCAUUUCAGUUCUGUUGCUCAAAAGAUUUCUUUUUGUGUGUGUCCAUUUUAAACCUACUUUGUACUUGCCAUGAAUAUUUUAAUUCGUAGCAUUUUGUAACCUUUGAUGUUUUGUCACAGAAUUCAUUUAUGUUCUGCAUGCACUAAAAUAUGUCAUUGUUCACUCUUGUGCAAAAAUGUGUGGUUUUUUGUGUUCGAUCAUUCAUCUAACAAUCUCGUCAUCACCAUUCCACAUAAUGGGAGCAAACAAAAUGGUGUGUUGGGUUACUGUAAUACUUCAUAUUUCUUGUUGGGGCUUGUUUGGUUGUGAUUGUGAUACAGUUUGGGGACAGUACCAAUCUAAUUUGGCUAUGACACAAGCAAAGACACAUUACGUGUAUGUUGUAUCUCAAGACCUGUUUAUUUGCGAAAAAAAACAAAAAAUGAGAUCUUGUAAUUAUCGUGCUUGCAGAUUUGUAAAUAAUGCAGCAGAAUAGAAAAAUGGGAUGAACAGUUAAGUGUAAUUUUUGGUGGUGGGCUUGAAAUUGAAAUUAAUAUAUUUGUACUUUUGGUUUAAAAAUAUGAUUUUUUUACCAUUGCUCUGGAUUCAGACUUUCAUGUCUGUUCAUGUAACAUUACAGAUACUCUAGUUUCACCGAUCUAAGACUGUCUCUAAAACUUCCAAGUGAUAUCAUGCACAUAGUUAUUAGAUGCUGUUCAUAAUGCUCAUUUGGGAUAGUCAAUGGGUUAGUGACACGAAGUAGUCCCAUGGUCUUGACUUCAUAUUUUUGGCCAUUGUGUCAAUUUCAUUGUAAUGAAUGAACCAGUCUUAGAUCAGUGAAACUUGAGUAUGUCUUAUUUUUUUUGGUUUCACAAUGAUUGCUCAAUGGUUCACAAAAAUGAUUUCUGUAAAAUAAAUCAACAAAUCACUCGAUGUAUGUUCUUAUGUUUUAAUAUUAUUUGUAUUUGUGUAAAAAGUUGUAAAUAUGUAUUUAUAUUUUUCUUAUCUUCAGAAUGUAGACUUGGGGACAUUUCAUAAAGUGUUUACAUAGUAAAUGUUUUGCCUCAGAAAAAAGGCGCUAAAAUAUGCAAGAUUGACCCUACCUUAACACUGAAGUCUUGUUUGUUCUAUGUUACUUAUUAGGGAGACUAAAGAGGGGGGGGGGGGGGGGGCAAGAUGAUGAAAAAAAGGGACAUUUUUGAGAAUAAACAUGCAAAAAGUUUAAGGCAGAGCUGUUGGACUGAUAUUUUAAAACCUUGCUCCCUUUAUACUUUAUGGAUUGUCCCUGACUUCUUUAGGGUAAUAAUUUUCUAUCGAUCAUUGAUGAAGAACAAAAUGUGUUUCUUUCUAGCAUUUCCAUAUUCAAGGAAUUAAGUUUGAACAACACAGUUGGGUUCUGAUAGUACUUGGUAAACUUUCUGUUUCACAAGUUAUGGUUGAGGUAUUUUUCUACAGUUUGGCUGUUUGAAUGUUUGUCUAAUUUUUGGAAAGGUAACUUUUGUACCGGUAUUCACUGUUGUCUGUCGAGAAUCAGUUUCUCAGGUAUAGUGAAUUGUUUUACACCGGCUGGUGUAAUUUCUUUUUACAUUGACAAUUUCAACAUCUGGUUAAAAGUGAUUUGACCAGCUGCAUGUUCUAUCCAGUGGCUAAAACAAUUUGGUUGAAACCGUGUUGUGGAACUUAUUGUGCGUGCAAGGGUCCCUCUUGCCUACAGUGAUAAUUAUAUAGUACAUGAUGUCAAUGCGAUUUCCUCUCAGAUAUUGUGAUAUUUUCAGUGAACAAAGGUAUACAUACUUUAAACCCAGAAAUAUUUCCUGGUUAACGGUUUGCCCUUCUGUGGCCUGACCUACAGUAGGCCUCAACCACAAACAACACUUCUGAGUGACAUUCACAGAAAUGUGUGUGCAGUAAAUAGGGUUUAUGCAUAACUGCAUUAACGAUACUCCAGAUAUAUUACCCUUCAAAGACCGUGAAAUACAUGUAACCAACAAUGGUUCAAUGUUUUGAUACAUUGUAAAAUACUUGUAUUAAUAUUGUAAAAUUUAUUCCAAUUUGUAAAACUUGUUAUGACGGUACUUAUGAUAAAUAUACAAGUUGUCCUCUUUGUAACCCUUUUUGGAAUACUGAACACCCCUUUAUUUCUGUGAUCCUAACAACUUCCGUUUUUGCAAAGGGCAAACAUUCAUGUCUCAAAAAUUACUGAUGAAAAGAUAAAAUCAUUUAAAAACCAUCCAUUCGCGGAAUUUAGUACUGGUGAAAUCUGAAAAAGGACAUUUUCGCUAAAAUUUAGGUCUGUAAAAAAGGGAUUAACAGUACUAUUUUGCAGGCUUUGAAGGGUUGGUGAAAUAGUUUUUGGUCAUGGUAUUGUGUUCACAGAUCUGAUUAAGUAGUUAAAAUAGUUAUUGUUGAAUAACAGAAUGUAUGGAAAUAAAUAGAUGGAAUGCGAUGGAAUCAUUGUACAACAUUGAUAGUGCUUGUUCUCAAGGUUAAUAAAAUUACAAAUUUGUAUUA